Coprinopsis cinerea okayama7#130 is the source of this 927-nucleotide messenger RNA. RefSeq lists its product as hypothetical. The record is from RefSeq and is a predicted model, not a curated record. Bases 1 to 927 code for a protein of 308 amino acids. Lineage: Eukaryota; Fungi; Basidiomycota; Agaricomycetes; Agaricales; Psathyrellaceae. The transcript has 4 exons.
AUGGCGUUCUCCGGGAUACAGGCUGAUGCAGACGACCUUGAAGCCGCCAAAGCUAUCCUUCGAGGCCUCAAAGCGCGGCACGGCAAGACGGGCGGAGUUCCCUCUCUUAUCCAUACGUCAGGGACAGGUGUACUCAUCGAUGACGCAAGGGGCAUGUAUGCGUCUGACACGAUCUAUAGCGACCUGGAUAUCGCCACCCUUGCAUCUAUCCCCCGCACGCAACCUCACAGGGAAGUGGACCUGGCAGUCAUAGAUGCGGACAAUGAAGGUUAUGUCAAGACGUAUAUCAUCCUUCCCAGCACUAUAUACGGCAGGGCAACGGGUCCAUUGGUAGACGCUGGGCUACAGAAUCCACGCUCUCAACAAAUACCGCAGUUAGUCGAUGCUGCACUGGCUCGAGGGCGCGCAGGGGUCCUUGGGAAGGGCGCUAACAUCUGGUCAAAUGUCCACAUCGCUGAUCUUGCCUCUUUGUACAUCCUCCUUGUUGACUACAUGCUACCGGACGAUGGACUGCCUGAAGUUCAUCGAGAAACGGAGGGCCCAAGCCCCCCACGCAAUACCCGUUCCCGCUCAGGUACUCCAACCCGUGCGCUUUCCCGCCCACGCACCCCAGUUGUCGCCGACACAUCAUACUUCAAGCAUGGGUCCGAAGGGUAUUAUUUUGCCGAAGGGGGCGAGCACAACUGGCUCUCCGUGUCUGAUGCCAUCGGCAGAGCCAUGGUCGAUCUUGGCAAGGCAACUGAGCCCACGCCCACCGCAUUCACGGAUGAUGAAAAACAUCGAUUCUUCAAUAACAACGCAAAGUUCUUGGAUUCGAAUUCGAGGUGUAGAGCGGAUAGAGCACGACGUCUGGGGUGGAAGCCGAAGAAAACGACAAAGGAUCUACUUGCCAGUGUGAAGCAAGAAGUAAAGGGAGGACAUAUAUAG